AUGGGCAACAGCGACAGUAAGAGCAAGUUCCGCGAGAGCGUGUACAAGCUUAAUAAUGAAAUCAUUAGUAGUAAAAACCUCGAGUUCUGGGACAAGUUAUGGCGAAUUCCCACUGUCGCAGAGGAAAUAUUUACUCUCAUUCAGCCGGAUGACGUGCGGAUGUUACGUCAUCAACAGCCCGAGAAUUUGGGCACAAUGCUUAAGCAAGCCGUUUCUCAGAUAGUACAGAUCGUUGAUACUCCUGUACCAAAAUAUUAUCAACAAGCACUUAAUUGUGUACGUGUCUUGACACGUCUUGUCCCUUUCAUUCUCGAAGAAGGUGUCGACGAGUUUGUCGAGCAGCUUUUUUGGAGUGUUGAAGACAAUGAAAGUCCAAAAUCGGAUGGCGAAGACGAUGAGAUUAAAGAAGAAAGAAGUGGUGCCGAACCGUUAGCAAAGCAGAUGAUUCAUGCUAUUAUGGGGCUUUUAUUUCUACCAGAAUUUACUGUUUCGAUCCAUGCUUACAAAGGGUACGGUGAAGAACGACGAAGUACCACACGUAGUGGUCAGAGUGCGACAACUGGAUCUUUAGUCUUUCCCUCGUUGCUAUGGCACUCGGGAGUAAUGUACCCUGAUGCAAGUGUAAUGAAUUCAUCGAGCUAUGAUCGAAAUCGGAAAGAGGUGCUAGCACUACUAUUAACGUGCUUUUCAAGCAUUUUGUAUCAAACUGCUGAAAAGUGUAAUCAAUGGAAAGAUCGGUUCUUAGAAGUGGCUACUGCUCCCGAUUGCCCCUUUGCACCAACUCUAUUUUAUUCCUUGCUGAAUAUUGUCGUUUCGUACGAUCCUGUUGGGUGGGGCGUACCGUACGCAGGUUCGAUUGUAUCAGACGAUCGUGAAUUAUUGGUCGAUAUGUCGCUUCAAGUGUUUUUAGUCCUGCUGGAUUUUGGUCAGACAACAGAAAGUAAUGUUGUCGCGACCCUCAAACCACAAUCACGAAAUACAACUCCGGUAGAUCAACCAAAUUUGUCUUCGGUAACUUCAAAUCCGGUAUUUGAUGGAGUGCCAAAUGUGUAUCGUAAUUUACUUGCAACAUUGCAGCGACCAGAAGAUUUUCAGCUCAUAUUUUCGGUGCUUCUAUGGAAACUGUUGGAUGAAAAUGCCGAUUUCUUACACUUUGUACUUAAGAAAGCAGAUGCGAAUCAAUUGGUUGUACCAUUGCUGUUUUUAAUGUACGAAGGAAGACAAGAACCAGCAAAAGUAGGUAUGAUUCACAUCUGCACCUUUAUCUUGCUUUUACUAAGUGGUGAACGCGAUUUUGGUGUUAAUCUCAACAAACCAUUCAAUAAUCAUCUCCCACUCGAUUUGCCACCGUUUUCAGGUAACCACGCGGAUCUUUUACUUGUGUGUCUUCACAAAAUCAUUGUCACGGGAUAUGAAAAGCUCAAUUCCGUGUAUAAUUGUUUCUUGACCAUUAUUUGCAAUAUCUCACCCUAUUGCAAGAAGCUUCAUAUGGUCUCUGCAGUUCGACUCUUGCGUUUGUUCAAGUUAUUUGCACAGCCAAGAUAUCUCUUUGACAAUGAAGCGAAUCAUCAUCUUGUCUUUUUCUUGCUCGAAGCAUUUGACAAUAUUAUUCAAUAUCAAUACGAAGGGAAUCAGCAAGUUGUGUAUGCUAUGGUACAGAACAAAAAUGUUUUUUACCAACUGAAUGAUCUUCAAUUACCACCAAUUCGUGAAGGUAAAAAGCCAAUAAAGAAAGAUGGAGAUAAUGAUGAGCAGGAAGUUGCUCCAGGAAGUGAGUGUGGAUUUGUACCUACGGUCGAAUGGCUUGCUGCGUGGAAGAAGAGACUUCCUUUGACAACAAGUUUACGUUUACUUCAGCACUUGAUUCCUUUAUUAGAAGAAACGUGUAAGAAAGCGGGUGGAAGUCUUGAUGAAGAUGCGAUGCUAUACUUUUUGCGUACGACGACAAUGGUAGGAUUGCUACCUGUGCCACAUCCUAUUGUGAUUCGAAAGUAUCAGAUCAAUCAGUUUACGCAUCUCUGGUUUACGACAUUUACAUGGGGCGUUAUCUUUCUACGCAACCAGGUGCUCCCCCUCUUUGACGGUGGAGCGAUCACACUCUUUACCAUUAGUGUCGUUUAA
Molecule: messenger RNA, 2121 nt
Organism: Plasmopara halstedii
Lineage: Eukaryota; Oomycota; Peronosporomycetes; Peronosporales; Peronosporaceae
Product: protein hid1 isoform x2
Exons: 2
Coding region: 1-2121 (706 amino acids)
Cellular component (GO): membrane; Golgi medial cisterna; Golgi trans cisterna
Source: RefSeq, a predicted model, not a curated record